AUGAUUUCAUCAGCAGCUUCAUCAUCAGCAGCACAGGACGAGGCCGAAUUGCGAGAAUUUGGACUUCAAUCGGAUUACUUUGUGGAAUAUCCUUGGAUUGGAGAACCCGAGAAGAGAAUUGAAGAAAAUUCAGUAGACGAUAAAGAUCCCUAUUUUAACAAAUUAGGAGGAAAUCCAGCUUGGAUUACCGAGAGUGAAUUACAAAUUAUGCAACUUCCUCCCAAUACGCAAUGUAAAGACUUGUCUAGCCUCUUACCACAAAUUCCGAAAUUGAAAUGUGGAAAUUGUUCAGGAAAAUUAUCACUUGUUACUCAAUGUUAUGUUCCACUGGGUACAUAUGAUCGAUUUUUAUACGUUUUCGGAUGUAAUAAUGGAGCAUGUAGUGAGAAGAACAAUGCUUGGACUUGUUUACGUACUCAAUUCAAGGUAGAUCCAAAGAAAGUAGAAGAACAAAAAAACAAACCAAAAAGCGAGACUUCAUCAUUGUCGGAAACACCCUCUACAACGACGACCGAUAAAAAGGAAACAUCAUCAUCCUCACAAACAAAAUCAACCAAUGAUUGGACACAGAGUGUGGAUGAUAAAGAGUUGUCCGAUUUACUCUCGGGCCAAGAAGCUCAACUCAAAAAGAUGCAACAAGAAAAGGAUGCCAAAAAGAAAAAGAAGAAGAAAAUAUCAAAAGUUGUUUCAGAAGGAAAUUUACCCUGUUAUGCGUUAGAUAUUUAUGAAGAACCAGAAAUGGACGAAGAGUUUACUGAAGAUUCUCAUGAAAUGAAAUUAUUGAAGCAAUUCCAAGCUGAGGCAAAGGAAACGGGAGAGGAAAAUGCUUUUGAUUCUAAGGAAGCAGAAGCAUUUGCAAAGAAGUUUAUGAGCGAAAAGAUUAAAGGAGUGACUUUUAAGGAAGAUAAGGUUGUUGAAGAGAGUUCUACGGAGGCAGGUACAUCCUCGACUUCAACAGAUGAGCAUAACAAUGAAGCACUAGCAGACAAUGACGAAGAGGAAGAGCAAGUUCAAGAGUCAGCUGUUCCCGAAUCAGACAAAGUCAGUCUUGCUUUUGUGCACUUCCAGACAGUGUUAGCCACAUGUCCACAUCAAUCGAUUAGAUGGCAAUUUGGUGGUAAGCCUUUAUGGGUGUCCGAUGAUGCGUCAGAUAUGCCUCCCAAGUACAUGCAAAUCAAGAAGAAUUUAUUGGAAAAGAAGAAAGAGAAUGAAGCAUUGAAAGGUUCAAAACAUGACAGCGAUGACGAAGAGGAUGAUGAUGAACAGAAUUAUAACGAGUUGGAGCCUAAUCCUUCUGAUUAUGCACCAAAAUGUGACAAGUGUGGAGCUCCAAGAGUUUUUGAGCUUGAAAUUUUGCCUACAACGAUUUAUCAACUACAAUGUGACAAGCACGUGAGAAGUGAUGUUGCGGAGGGUAUGCAGUUUGGCUGUGUUUGCGUCUUUACAUGCAGUAAUCCUGCAUGUGACGGAUAUUCUGAACAAGAACGAAAACAAUUGGGUGACAACGCUCCAAAACUUAGAUACAUUAAGGAGUAUAUUCAUGUACAAAGAUCUCUCUAA
Molecule: messenger RNA, 1560 nt
Organism: Naegleria lovaniensis
Lineage: Eukaryota; Heterolobosea; Eutetramitea; Acrasida; Naegleriidae
Exons: 1
Coding region: 1-1560 (519 amino acids)
Cellular component (GO): cytoplasm
Source: RefSeq, a predicted model, not a curated record